Molecule: messenger RNA, 1713 nt
Organism: Didymodactylos carnosus
Lineage: Eukaryota; Metazoa; Rotifera; Eurotatoria; Philodinida; Philodinidae
Source: the annotation of a GenBank genome assembly
AUGUACUCUGAUUAUUAUGAUUAUGAUUCUUCGGAUAGCGAAGAAUCAUUUACUUAUCAUAAUUAUAGUGUAGAUUAUGCAAAUCAAUUAUUACGAGGAGAACAUCAAAUUAUUUCUACUAUACCGGCAUCAGCACGGUUUCCAAAACGAAGAAGACAGAAAUUGGUUCGAGUCGCUACACUUGAUCAGAUGCCAAAUUUAGUAACACCACGAAGACAACCUUUCAUCACAGACAUAUCGAGUAUUCAUAGUAGACCAAAAUAUAAUGAAGAUAGUUUACCACCAAUUCAAGAUACAAGCGCUGAGUUAGAAAGAAGAGCACAAACAAGACAAAGACAGUUUGGGUCUGAACAACAGGCUGGUGAGCAGGAAGAAAAUUAUAGAAUAAAUGAUCAAGAUCAAAGAGCAAAUCAAUCAUCAAAAAUUCCUCCAGCUCCUCCUAUACCCGCUCAUUUUAAACAGCCGACUCAAGAGACACAAGAGCAACAUCAUACUGGAAUGCCAUAUCAAAUGAACAAUGCUGACAUAGCACAACUUCAACAACAGCAACAAUUAUUUAACCAACAAAUGAUAAACAUGCAGAAUCAUCCUCAUUCGAUGCAUCAUCACGAGUCUCAUCAUCAUGCGAAUCAUACCCAUUCGCAUAUACAUGAUAUAAAUCGGGAGGAUGAUCAAGCUUAUAUUGCACAUUUAAUUGACACAGAUCCUUAUUUUGCUACAGCUAUGCAAGAUUUUGGCAUCUCACAUGGUAUAUGGAGACCAAGAUUAAGGAAUCGUUCUGUAACAUCUUUGACAAGUGCAUCUGGCGAAAACAUACCGAAUAAUUUACUUAAUGAAAUCCGACAGAUCCGAAAAAUGAUCAACAGAUAUUUAGAUUCACGACAACAUACUUCUCACCACGGCUAUCCUCAGCCCAACUUUUUUCCAGUGCCGUGGCCAGUUUGGCAACCACCUCAGGGAUACCAGCCUCAAGGAUACCAGCCUCCCAUUGGUACUCCUCAUGUGCCAUCUCAAAACUAUAUUCCUCCUGAACCGCCACCACCGUCCCGUGAUCCUUUCCCACACAUCCCAGCUAAUGAGCCGCGUCGAGCACUUUAUCAGAAUAUAGUUAACACAAUAAAAGACGUUUUGAGCAAACGAGAUCCUUCUAAACAAGAUCAACCCUUGAAGCCUAGUGAAAUCGCACCAGGUGUUCGAAAGAUUUAUACGAGGCGUCCACGAUUUCUACCGUCACCGUCGUCACAGCAACAAAAUCGAUCAGUCGUCACUAAUCCACCUAUUCUUCCACUAAAUCAACAACGACGAAGGUCUUCAGUUUCAUCAAGAAACUCAAGCAUACGACAGUCUCCUCUCGUACCCAAAGAACCAUCACUAAACAGAAAUCGAUCUUCGUUAUUGAGACAAAAACCACCAAUUCCCCCUGCUCCGCCUUUACCACCAUCAAAUAUUCCGCCAGCUCCACCUUUCCCACCAUCACUCAAUGUUCCACCUGCGCCUCCAUAUGAACCAUUAGCUCGUUUUACUUCUACAUCCAACCGAUCGUCCUCAUUACCUCGCACAAGAAAUCUGUCGUAUGGAGCGAAAACUGCAACACGGAAUACUGUUGCCUUCAACAGAAGACCUUCAAAGACAGAAAUGAGAGCUCAGUUCGAACCGAAAUUAUAUGAUAAAUUACGUCCUGAACAAACGGUAUGGACACGGCAAUCAACGUAA